GAGGAAUUUGCUAAUGAAUUUACAUCUGGGAAUGGUAAACCAGCUCACAAGGAUUUCGGACAUUUCUAUGGCUCAAGCUACGUGGCUGCACCAGAUGGGACACGUACUCCGGGACUAUCCAGGACUCGAGAUGGACUUAUAGUGGCAGAAGUGGACCUCAACCUUUGCAGACAGGUCAAGGAUGGCUGGUGUUUUAGGAUGACCCAGAGACUGGACAUGUACGCCAAUUCAUUGACUGAGGCGAUCAAGCCAGACUACCAGCCAGAUGUGGUCAAGGAGAAGUAAAGGUCACCAUCCUUGGUAGUGGCCACAGUCCAAGGGAGAUAAUCAGGAAUCUCAAACAGCACCAGAGGCAACAUUGUAUAUGUACAAGCUUAACACGGACUAUAACUGAAAAUAGUAUACGUAGACGGAGAUUAAUUUGUAUUCCACUUUGUUAAUUAGAAUUUAAGGACUUUUGUUUAAGAAUAGAUAUUUUGUACAAGUGUUUGCUAGGAAAUUGAUUGACUUUUUGUUGAUUCAACGUUUGCAUCCAAUCAUUCGUUAUUAAUCUAUUUUACCAGUUGUAUUUUAGCUACAUUUUGUUUGUGUCAAAUAAGUAUGUUUGAUAAGUUAUUUAAAAGUCAUUUUACUUUGGGAAAAAGUUUUCCUAUGUACAGUAAUGGCAUUAGAUUAUGUUUGGGGCGGUAGAAUAAAUAUAGGUUACCUACAUAUUGGUCUUGCCUUUCAUACCUUGCUGAAAAAUAUAUUUAAUACAGAACUGAAGUUGUUUCUAUUGUGAUAAAAUACUUAAAGCAAAGCUGGUGUAUGACUAGCCUUAAAAUUUCAGUUUUAAAAAAAACAAUAAUUUCAUAUUAAAAUGUCGACUCAUUAAGGAUGUACUCUUCUGAGGUU
Mizuhopecten yessoensis (Yesso scallop) is the source of this 894-nucleotide messenger RNA. RefSeq names its product beta-ureidopropionase-like. Gene Ontology annotation, molecular function: beta-ureidopropionase activity. The transcript has 6 exons. The record is from RefSeq and is a predicted model, not a curated record. The annotation marks the transcript as partial. Lineage: Eukaryota; Metazoa; Mollusca; Bivalvia; Pectinida; Pectinidae.